CAGGGCGCCGGUGGAGGGCGGGGGGUACGAACGGGAACCUCGGCGGUGCCGGGGGGAUGCUCGGGGGAGCCCUCAGGUGUGCGCUGGCAGCUGGGCAAGGUGCACAGGGCUGCGGGGAGCGUGCAGGGGCUGAAUCCGCAGGGAGGAGGCUGCCAAACGUGGAACAGAUUCCUGGGGGGAAUUGUUUCGCUGGAUGGAGCCGCCGGCGGGACUGAGCUGAUCCAGCCAGCGCUUCCAAGGGGAUUUUUCCACCCAAAUUUUCCUCUUUAUUAUGAUCUCUUCCUCAAGGUUCUUUUUCUAGAUCCGUGUUUUUCCUGGGAAUGGAGGUGCCCUUCGUGCUGCUCCUAACCAGGCUCGUGGCAGAAGUUGCCGGAAAAUCCACAGAAAACUCGGUGCCAGACCCGGAAUGUUGUGUGGAAAUGUUGGAUUCCAACAGCUCCUGCCCUGUCACCCACCAGUGCAGCCCGGGGUGCUACAGGAGGUGGAGCGAGGAUGGGAGCAGCAGCUGUGUGAAGUGCAGGAACGAGACCGUGCCCAGCCCCUCGGGGCACAACCUCAGCGAGUGCCGGAGCCCUGGCAGCAGAGGGAUGAAUUCCCACAUGAACAUGAGCACGGUCGCUCCUUUCAUCCAGAACCUGGGGGGCCCAGAAGUCGCCGCUUCCCUGAUUUUGGGGACGUUUUUCCUCAGUUUGUUCCUGAUCCUUUCCGUGGCUUCUUUUUUCUACCUCAAACGAGCCAACAAACUCCCAAAGAUUUUCUACAGAAGGAACAAAGCAUCUGUCCUCCAGCCCAGUGAAACAGCGUCCAUGAUCCCUCCUCCAGCGUCUUCAGUGCGGAAGCCGCGCUACGUCCGCCGCGAGCGCUCCCUGGGCCCGUCCGGCGCCGGCGCCGCCGACAGCCGCGUCAGCAACGUCUGAGCCGAGCCCGCGCCUCCCGGCGCCUUUCCCCGCGCCGGGAAACCCCUGGAAGCCGCUGAUCCCGCGGGAACCCCGAGGGUUUGUGCCAAAUCUCACCCCGAGCGAGGAGCUGGCGCCGGCUCGGGGACGUCCGGGGACUUUGGAGCGUCCUGGUCCUGCUCCGGAGGAUGGGGGAGAAUUCCUGAGGAACUGGGGAGGAUUUUUCCUGUUUGGGGACAAUUCCUGAGGGAUUGGGGAGGAUUUUUCCUGUUUGGGGAGAAUUCCUGAGGGAUUUGGGAGGAUUUUUCCUGUUUGGGGACAAUUCCUGAGGGAUUGGGGAGGAUUUUUCCUGUUUGGGGACAAUUCCUGAAGGAUUUGGGAGGAUUUUUCCUGUUUGGGGACAAUUCCUGAGGGAUUUGGAGGACUUGUGAGGAGAAUCCUUAAGGAAUCUUGGUGCCUUUUCCUGUUUGGAGAGAAUCCUUUAGGAAUUUGGGAUUAAUUUCCUUGGGAUUGUGAGCCCAAAACUGGAGCUGACAGCGCUGCACGCCCCAGAAUCCUGGGAUUUGGGAUGCGGAUCCAUUCCGGGAUGGAGACUUGGCAAAGGGAUCCUCUCAAGUGCCACUGCUUUAACCUGGGACAGUGAUUAAUUAAGCUAAUUAAUCAUGCUAAUUAACUAUGAAUAAUUGAUUACAGCUAUAAUUAAGAUGCAGAAUCCUUUGGAUGCAAAUCCCUCGGAUCCUACUGGGAGCGUUUUCCCGCUCUCUCGGUGCUCGAUCCAGGCCCAAUCCCAAAUAUUUUGGGGAAUUUUUCCUUGGAUGAAGUGAAAUUCUCCAAGGAUUGUCCCUGCAGGCUCCAUCCCUUGUGGAAAGGAGAGAAUUCCUGGGUUUGGAGCAGUCAGGGAUUUUUGGGAUGAGCCGGAGGGAUCGGGACAACUCCUGCCGGUGGAAAAAUGGGAUUUGUUUUGGGGUAAAUCCCUGGAAUCUGCAGGGCAGCUCCGAGCUCCAGAGGCAUUCCCGAAUUCCAAGCACCAGCCUCAACAUCUCCCCUGGAUCUUCUUCCUGCCUGAGGGAUUUGGGGAAGUUAAAACAGCUGGAAAAGGACUUUUUGUUUUUCCUGGCUUGGGUCUCCCUCCUCCAGCUUUUCCGUCCAAGCCUGAGGGGCCCAAAUCCAUGGAAAAGUCACUGUCACCACCUGGAGUUCCAGCUCUUUUCCUCCUGGCUGGGCUGACUCUUGGAUCCAUCCCAAAUCCAUGGAAAAGUCACUGUCACCGCCUGGAAUUCCAGCUCUUUUCCUCCUGGCUGGGCUGGCUCUUGGAUCCAUCCGAAAUCCAUGGAAAAGUCACUGUCACUGCCUGGAAUUCCAGCUCUUUUCCUCCUGGCUGGGCUGGCUCUUGGAUCCAUCUUAAAUCCAUGGAAAAGUCACUGUCACCACCUGGAAUUCCAGCUCUUUUCCUCCUGGCUGGGUUGGCUCUUGGUUCCAUCUUAAAUCCAUGGAAAAGUCACUGUCACCACCUGGAAUUCCAGCUCUUUUCCUCCUGGCUGGGCUGGCUCUUGGUUCCAUCUUAAAUCCAUGGAAAAGUCACUGUCACCACCUGGAAUUCCAGCUCUUUUCCUCCUGGCUGGGUUGGCUCUUGGAUCCAUCCCAAAUCCAUGGAAAAGUCACUGUCACCACCUGGAAUUCCAACUCCGAGCGUUCCCAGCUCCGUGUGCUGCUCCCAAAAGAAAUCCUUUGGAUCCUCGGCGUUCCCUGGCGCGGAUGGGGGUGGGAACAGUUGGUUCUCCCUUUUCCCCCAAUUUUUGGGGUUUUUUUCUUUUGGGAAAAUGAGAACAAAACUCUUGGAUCUGCCUCUCUCAUGGAGAAUCCACGUUCCCUGUUCCUUAGGAUUCAAACCUUCCGAGAGGAGAAUUUGGGAUGGGAAGAAAUCAACUUCUCCCGUGGAAUAAUCCCAUUUUUCUGGGAAUUUGCUUUUAUCUCCUUAAAAAACACCGAGAUUUUUGUGGGAUUUUCAGGGAUAAAACCCCAAUCUUGGAGAGAUUCCUGUGCCAAAAAAAACCCCCAGGAAUUCCAGAUUUUUCCUCUUUAUUAGGAUAAAUAAAAUUAUUUUCCUCCUGGCCAAGGAAUUGCAGUUGAAACUCUUCCCAUUUUUUGAAGGACUUGGGAAGUUUCAACUUGGAAUUUUGAUAAUUUCCAUUUUUUGUCCUGCUGAGAUUUUUUUUUUAUUAUUUCCCCAAGUAGAAAUCCUGGCUGGAGGUUUUAUCCUGGAAUUCAGAAUUCCUGAGGAUUUUCCAAAUUCCAAAGGGGAAAUAAAAGGAGGAACUAUGCAAAAAAUUCCAAGGAAUUGCACCUCUGGAGCCGGGGAUUUCUCCGUGUUAAUUCCUGUCCUGCUUAAUUGCUAAAAUUUAAUUUAUUGACGGAUCAGCUCCUUUUUCUGUCUCUCCUCGUGUGGGAUUUGGUUUAAUUGUCGUCUAAAAAUUGGAUUUUGUGUGAUUAAAAAUCCUAUUUGUGUGACUAAAAACCGGAUUUGCGGAAUUAAAAAUGGAAAAAUCUAAUUCUGUGUGUAAUUAAAAUCGAGUUCUUCUCAGUGAUUUUUACCCAGGAAACGUUGAAAUCCCAAGGUUUUUACCCAAAAAACGUGGAAAUCCCAAGGUUUUUACCCAGAAAACAUUGAAAUCCCAAGAUUUUUAUCCAAAAAACGUUGAAAUCCCAAGGUUUUUACUAGUUUUUUUGGUGUGGUUCAGCUUUGUCAUCGCUGUGAACUCCUGGUCGAGUUUGUGGGGUUUGUUUUGGGGUUGAGUUUUGUGGAUUUAGUUUUGGGGUUAAAGUUUGGGUUUGUGGGUUUAAUUUGGGAUUUUGUGGGUUUACUUUGGGUUUUGGGGUUGAGUUUUCUGGGUUUGGUUUUGUGGGUUCAGGUUUUGUGGGUUUGGGGCUGGGUUUGGUGGGUUUGGUUUUGGAUUUGGGAUCAAAGUUUGGGUUUAAUUUGGGGGUUUGUGGUUGAGUUUUGUGGGCUCAGCUUUGGUUUUAUGGGUUUAGUUUUGGGGUUGAGCUUUGCUUUUGUGGGGUUGAGUUUCCUGGGUUUAGUUUGAGUUUUGGGGUUGAGUUUUCUGGGUUUGGUUUGAGUUUUGCGGUUGAGUUUUCUGGGUUUGGUUUGAGUUUUGCGGUUGAGUUUUCUGGGUUUGGUUUGAGUUUUGGGGUUGAGUUUCUGGGUUUGGUUCAUGUUUUGGGGUUGAGUUUUCUGGGUUUGGUUUGAGUUUUGGGGUUGAGUUUUCUGGGUUUGGUUUGAGUUUUGGGGUUGAGUUUUCUGGGUUUCUCCUUCCUCUGUGCUGUCAAAUUCCCUUUCCGUGUUCUCGUUUGGGUUGAAAACCCUAAAUCUGCUCUUUGAAACUCGCUUUUAAUCGCCCCAGUAGCUCCUGGGUUUGUGGCUUUGUAAA
Hirundo rustica (Barn swallow) is the source of this 4324-nucleotide messenger RNA. RefSeq names its product chromosome 22 C1orf159 homolog (gene C22H1orf159). Bases 321 to 917 code for a protein of 198 amino acids. The record is from RefSeq and is a predicted model, not a curated record. The transcript has 12 exons. Lineage: Eukaryota; Metazoa; Chordata; Aves; Passeriformes; Hirundinidae.